Meira miltonrushii is the source of this 2693-nucleotide messenger RNA. RefSeq lists its product as uncharacterized. Gene Ontology annotation, cellular component: nucleus; RNA polymerase II transcription regulator complex. The coding region runs from base 221 to 2647 and encodes 808 amino acids. The transcript has a single exon. Lineage: Eukaryota; Fungi; Basidiomycota; Exobasidiomycetes; Exobasidiales; Brachybasidiaceae. The record is from RefSeq and is a predicted model, not a curated record. Gene Ontology annotation, molecular function: DNA-binding transcription activator activity, RNA polymerase II-specific; transcription cis-regulatory region binding.
CAGCAGCAUAAGAUAGAUGCUUUAUUGGCUACUAUUUCUACCACGUAUGCACCCUAAAAGCCACUUCUUGAAUUUCGGAUUUAAGCCAAUUGUUGCCAAAUCAACUUGGAUACGAUUGAAACGGAUGCAAGUCAUAUCAAUCCUUUGAUCUGUUGUGCAUGAACAUUGGAUUCAGUAAUGCAUUGAUUUUUAUCACCAUCAUCAUCUUUCGCACAAAAGAAUGGCAACACCUACUACGAUGAUGAGACCAUUGGCACCUGCCAAGCCAACAGCGACGACAUCCAGCAAAAGUGCUACCACAAACAACACAUCAAAAGCGAGAACGUUGGCACCUGCACCAUCAAAGAUUGCACCUGCUCAAGGAGCAAGACCCUUGAAGCCUUUGAUUGCGGCCAAAGCUUCUCCUUCAAUUAAUUCAUCAUCAUCUACUACAGUAAGGAAACUUGCACCAUUGGUUCCGACAAAGAGUGGAAAGAAUGAGACAACUGCCGCCCACUCUUACACCUCAAAGCAGACGACAUCUGUCCCUCCUGCGUCAAAAAUCAUUCACACGUCAUCAACAUCCACAUCAUCACUCAAUGCACAAGCUAAAAGACUGGAAGAAGAACGUGAGAAGAUGUCACUACAAGAAGAUUACGAGAGUGUGAUUUCAGAUGAUGACUAUUCAGAUCAAGAAUCGCAAUCGCCUUCAUCUUCCACUACAAACGCACGAGAGACAGAAGGAGACACAACUGACAAGAUUCAGCCGAAAAAAGAAUGGGUAUUACCUGCUCGUGCCAAACCUGGUCGAAAGCCAAGCGAAGUUGAACCGCCAACGAAACGAAAAGCACAAAAUCGUGCAUCACAAAGAGCAUUUCGUGAAAGGCGUCAAAGCUACUUAGCAUCCUUAGAAGCAAAAGUGAACGAAUACGAAGAAAGAGGUGCAAACUUUUCAACCGAGCUUCAAAAAGUGGCAAGAAGACUAAAAGAGGAGAAUGAUGAAUUGAAACAACAAAAUAAGACACUCCAUGCUAAAGUUCAGCAGUUGGAGGUCGCCCUGGCGUUACGUAAUAGUAGUAGAAGUCCAGCAACAUCCGUCAAAGUGGAAGAUGUUACCAUGGAUUCUCCUCAAUCAACGACCGCUAGACAUGAAAUUGGAAUGCCCGUUUCGAUGUUACUCGAAGAUGCUCCUCGUAGAACAUCCUGGGAUUGGUCAACAGGCUCUUCUCGAGCUGGUCAAAGUUCUCUUCAAACUUCACCGGAAGAGCAAACUGCUGAAAUGCAUCGUGAUUGCGGAUUUUGCACGGAGCAAAGUCCGUGUGUUUGUAGUGGCGAAGCAGUUUUGGAUUUCAGUUCUAACUCCUCAUCAACGAGAAAGCAAACCUAUCCUUCUCGAUCACACAUUCAACCAUCUUCUCUUCCAUUACGUGCUCACCUCGAAAGGCGGGCGAUCAGCAGACAGAAGCUUUGGUAUACCGUUCCUGCUUCACAACAAGCAGCGGGUAGGCAGGUACAAAUCUGUCCAACAGCAAAUUUGCGCAAGAUGAACAAUCUACGUGCUUUUCAACCGUUACCAAUGAUACAAAGUGGUUCAUCAAUGCUCCCUCCGCCCAUGCAAUCUCCCAGAAAGGCAAGUCUGUGGCCUGUCUACCCAUUAACAUCUCCAAAGAAGACCCUGAGUGGGAUGAUACCGUCUUCACCUCAAAUGCCAUUCUCAAGAGGACCACAAACACCUCCAUUAUCACCUCAGCAACCAACGAUCUUUCGAAUGAAAAAAGUUCUUCCAGGCGCAAUACCUGCCGUUUGUUCUGGUGAUCCGAAUGAUUGUGCAGCAUGUGCAACUGAUCCUGCUUUAGCGGCAUUUUGUAGAGCAGUUUCAUCGCAUUUAGAAGGUGAUGGAGUAGCGAAUGCAGUCAUGCUGGAUGCUGGAAAUGCACUUCCACUUCGAAAGAGAAGGAUGAGAGGAAUGAGUACAAGUAUGCAAAGGGUAUCAAAUGCACCAAUGCAAUUAACACCACAAAGUCUGUAUACGAAUGGAGCGGGUGUUCAUCCUUCAACAAGACCGAAGCUUUGGUCUGUCUCACGGAAUGGCUAUCAAGGCGAUCCAAAUGCAAGUGCGACGUCCAUUCCAAGUAAUACACAAACAAGGUUAUCAUCUUUACGCAGACAUACAACUUCAGAUGUACGACGCGAAAAUAAAACAAGUGAACCUGAAAUAGGUAUCGAAACAAUUCCAGAAGCAUGGCAAAGGAUCAAACAACAUCCAAGCUUUGCAAAUUGGCAAGGUGGUCUGGAUUUAUUGGCUGAUGUUGUCACUCGAAAAUCAUCAGAUGAAGAAGGAAGCAAUACAAGUCAAUCUUCUCCCCAUAAGAUUGAAGAUCCGACUCCGGCACCUAAACAACAUUUGACCACGGAAGAAGAUCUUGGAAAGAAGCGCCGACAAAUCGAACUGGAACAAAGUACAAAAGAGGAAGGUAAUGUUCGAUCCUCACUCAGCGAAUCAUCUUCUCAAUAUAACAAACGCAGAAAACUUUACGUCGAUCGAAGAAGGGUGGAUGACGUUUUAGCACUAAUGGACAGAGGAACGCCAAGUGUGACCGCAAGUCCUCCAUCUCCCACAUUCGAUGAAGGACAAGCAUGUGCAUGUCCUUUGAGCAAAAUUAUGUAAUAUUAUACCCCAUCUCAUUUUGUUAAUACAUCUAAGCUGAUACAAC